UUGCGGAUUGCAUCCUAAUCGCAAAAUGAGUCAAACCAACCAAAAAACAUGUGAAAAGAAAUUAAAAAUAGCCGAACAGAAAGUUAUUAAAAUUCUCAAUAAAAUUGAAUCCUUAAAAUUAAAUAAUUCGUAUAUUUCCCAAUUGGAUUUUCAAGAUAAAGUGAAUGGGUAUAAAUUAAAAAUUGGAUAUACAAAGUGUAACAUUGUCUUAUCCUUCAUAAUUCUGAUGAUUUCAUUACUAAGUGUGAAAUGGUUCUAUGGUGAAUUUACGACAAAGAACUGCGCAGUGGAGCUACCUUCCAAUUCGAAAUCUCUGUUCCGACCGCCAGAGGACUGUUCCAUGUGCAUCGGAGUGGACGAGGUGGUUCGCCUCUCGAACGUAUCCGCGCAAGAGUUCGAGGAGUCGUACGCAUAUGGAGCUACCCCUGUCAUAGUUACAGAUGCUACUGCCAAUUGGAAAGCUAUUGAAAACUUCACUUUCCAAUUUUUCGCGAACUUCUACCGGACAGGCAAAAUGGGCACACAGAUAAACGACUGCUUCUAUUUCGCGUACAAAUCAGGAUUGCAGUCCUUACAAGAUGUGUUCAACAUGGACGAGAGCAGAGCCAACCUGACUGGAGAGCCGUGGUACGUUGGGUGGAGCACGUGCUACGACGAGGAAACCAGGAAAUUGAGAACAUUCUACAGUCGACCGUACUUCCUACCGACGACAGCGGAGAGCGAUAUGGUGGACUGGAUCUUCAUGGGUGGGCCGGGACAGGGCGCGCAUAUGCACGUGGACUCCGUGAAGCACAUGUCGUGGCAGGCGCAGAUCCGUGGCCGCAAGCAGUGGGAGCUGGCGCCGCCGCCCGAGUGCCUCUACCAUUGUAAGUGGAUCACCUUCACUGUGUCACCAGGGGAGAUACUGGUGGUGGACACGAAUAGAUGGUAUCACAAAACCAACGUGUUGCCAGGCGAUAUCAGCAUCACCAUCGGGGCGGAGUACGACUGAACUCGAUCACCAGCUUCAAAUAUUUAGUAUAAUGUUGUAUGUUUUAAAAGGCCUUUUUAAAAGGCAGGCAGCACACCUGCAAUGCCGCUGGUGUUGUGGGUGAUCAUGGGCGGCGGUAGUCACUUACAAUCAGGUGAGCCGCAUGCUCGU
Messenger RNA from Galleria mellonella (greater wax moth), 1141 nucleotides. RefSeq lists its product as uncharacterized. NCBI's taxonomy places the organism in Eukaryota, Metazoa, Arthropoda, Insecta, Lepidoptera, Pyralidae. The transcript is spliced from 5 exons. The record is from RefSeq and is a predicted model, not a curated record. The coding region runs from base 26 to 991 and encodes 321 amino acids.